Molecule: messenger RNA, 1056 nt
Organism: Naegleria gruberi
Lineage: Eukaryota; Heterolobosea; Eutetramitea; Acrasida; Naegleriidae
Exons: 2
Coding region: 190-1056 (288 amino acids)
Source: RefSeq, a predicted model, not a curated record
CAACAAGGUACAAACAAUAACAGCAGAGGAGGUAAUUCUGAUAAAUCACAAAAAAGACAUGCCGUAUCUGAUCCGUACUAUGUUCCAUCAACACCUGAAAGAGUAGGAUCAUCAUACAAAAACGAUACUGGUUUAUUAAUAUCAAAUAACUCUAGGAAAAAUAAUAGGGAGGAAAAUUCUAGGGAUUUAAUGCCAGCACCUAAAAGUUAUAAUCACCAUAGACAAAACAAAUUUCAAACUACAACCAAGAAUGAAAAUUAUCACAAUUGGGAAGCAAAUAUUACACCAAUUAGAGAUUACGACAGAGAUGAUAGACGAAAAAUAUCAACUUCAAGAAGAUCCGAUUGGGAAAAAUCUCCACACAGGGAAUCCAACGAUUACAGACAAUAUUCAUCAUCAUCAAAUAGAUCAAGUAAUUCAAGCUUUCGGUCUUCAUCUAGCACUCACUCAACUGAUAUUAAAAAAGUAGAAUUGGAUUGGAGAAAUGAAGAAAAUGUACCUGAAGAGGAUAUUAUCGAUUUAGAAAGACAAUGGUACGCAGAGGAUAGUGAAGUUGUAGAUUUUUCAGAAGGAUCUCUCUACUUGGGUGAUGAAAAUAAGAAUAGAAAAAAGGAGGAUGACUAUAAAAAUAAGAAUAGACAAUUCAAAAACAAGGAAAAGAGAAUGUCUGCCCAAAAGUCACAACAAAUGAAAGAUAAUGAUGCAUGGGAAAGAAAUAGAUUACUAUUAACUGGAAAUGCAAGAACUUUUGAUUUUGACAAUUUGGAUGAAUCUAAUGAACAAGAACAAUCAACUCAAAUUAUUUACCAUGAUGUCAAACCUCCAUUCCUCGAUGGAAAUGUUUCAUUUACUAAACAAAUAGAGCCAGUUUUACCUGUAAAAGACGUGACGAGCGAUAUUGCUACAGCUUCAAGAAAAGGAACUGGGAAAGAAAAUGGUAGAAUUACCUUUGGAUCCUCCACUCUCAAAAAUGUUAAUUUACUCGGAAAAACUGGGUUGUACAUCGGAAGUUCUUACAAUAGUUUCAAUGCUCUCGGUUCCUACAGUAUUUUAUAG